Messenger RNA from Chironomus riparius, 1888 nucleotides. NCBI's taxonomy places the organism in Eukaryota, Metazoa, Arthropoda, Insecta, Diptera, Chironomidae. The record is from the annotation of a GenBank genome assembly.
AUGAAUUAUUUAAUUUCGAGUAUAUUUUUAAUAUUUUGCUUUGUUUUUAAUAUUAAUUGUGAUCAAUGUCCUUCUGGAAUUUCAAAAAUUUGCAAAAAGGUUGAUGAUGAUUCUAAUUUAUAUCAGAAAUUUAUAUGCUGUGGUUCGCAUUAUAAAAAUGGAAUUAAACAUAUUAAGUUAGGAAAGGAUGAAAUGUGUACUGAAGAAACAGUUUAUUGUUGUCCGAAAAGGCAAACUUUUUCUACAAAUCUUUGCGAAACAUCACUUAAAGAUUUUUUAUCUAAAAUAACGAUUUUACCAAACUUCCCUUAUCAUCCAAAUUCCACUGAACGCUCAACUUCUGCUUUCAAUGAAACGACAACACUUAAAAAUAAACAAAAAUUUAGAAAACGACCAAAUUACAAAAAUUUAAUAACUUCUACAGAAUUUCCAAUUAAUCAUAAUUUGAAUUCAAAAGCAAAUACUGAAAAAUUUGCAUUUCCUGAAGAUUCUGAGUCUAUUCUGACAGAAUUUGAAAUAUCAAACAAUCUUCAACCAAAACAAAAACCAAUCAGUGAACCAUCAAUAACUAAUGAUCCUUUAAUAAAACAAGAGAAUCACGAAAUUCAAAACUUUAUAGUCAGUUAUAAUUCAACAGAAUCAAAAAAUAAUACGAAACCUAGCCCAAACGAAUUCAAUAUCAAGAAUGAGAGUCAAAUAUUGAAAAAUACAACAAAAGCUGUUCUUUUAUUAAAAAUUAAUGAACUAAAGAAUCUAAAUCAAAAAUAUCCAAAUAUUUCAAAUAAUGAGACAGCAAAUGAAUUUUCUAAUGAACACAAUUCAUCGAUAGACCAUUCGAGUUCCUUUCAAAGUAAUGAAACAACAGGAAUUCCCAAAACUAUAGAAAAUUCCACAACGUCAACACAAUCUUCAAUCACAACAAAAUUGUCAAUCAGUACAGAAAGCACAACAUCAACAAUUAAUGAUACAGAAGUCACAUCCUCAUCAGUAAAUACAACGACAGUCCGACCGAGAAGAAAAAGUGAAGAAAAAUGUGAUGAAUAUGGCAUGAGCACUGUCCAUACGAUCAGAGUUAUGGCAUUGCUUGGACAUAAGCCAAGAGAACUUACUAUCGAUAAAUGUAAACACAAGGCAAUUCCGCUGGUUGUCGGCGGAAGAGAAGCAAUGCCCUACGAAUUUCCACAUCAGGCAUUAUUAGGUUAUGAAUAUAAUGAUAUGAUAUUAUGGAAGUGUGGAGGAUCCUUAGUGUCUAAAAAUUACAUCUUAACUGCUGCACAUUGCGUGAUUGACUACGACCUUGGAUCUGUAAAAAUUGUAAAACUUGGAAUGUUUAAACAGUUAGAAGAUACAGCAAAUACUAUAACCCGAAGAGUGAUUGGAUAUAUAGAACAUCCAGAUUAUGAUAGAAUCAACCGCAUUGACGACAUUGGUCUCCUUAAAUUAGAUGAUUUUGUUCCAUUGAGUGAAUAUAUAAAUCCAAUUUGUCUUCCCAAUAAACAAUCUGAGCAUAGAAAUGCAAUUGCAAUUGGAUUUGGAGCAACAGAGACGAGUGUUCGAUCAAGAAGAUUAAUGAAAGUAGUUCUUGAAAAGUUUGAGCCUUAUUAUCCAUCUCGAAUUUCAAAUGAAACAAUUGUUGACAAGUUUAUAUUUUUUGGACAUCGAACUCAGAGGAGGGACACAUGCAGUGUAAGAAUGAGGAAGUCCCUUACAAGUUUCAAAUGACAAGAACGUUAAAUGCUCAUACACUCAAAUUGGAAUCGUAAGCUAUGGACCAAAUGAAUGUGGAAUUCCAGGACUUCCAGCCGUGUAUGUCAACGUUUUCUACUACAUUGAUUGGAUUGAACAAUUUAUUUGGGAGGAUGAAGACCGCUUAGCGGAACAAAGCUAA